Molecule: messenger RNA, 2494 nt
Organism: Salvia splendens (bonfire salvia)
Lineage: Eukaryota; Viridiplantae; Streptophyta; Magnoliopsida; Lamiales; Lamiaceae
Product: cell division control protein 48 homolog C
Exons: 10
Coding region: 121-2268 (715 amino acids)
Molecular function (GO): ATP hydrolysis activity; ATP binding
Source: RefSeq, a predicted model, not a curated record
UCAAAUUUACAUACUAUCAUCGAUAAGUUCAACAAUAUUGCAAAAUUCAGUCUACAUUUGCAACUACAGUGAUCAAAGCAUUCCAACCGGUCACCGGGAAACUCGUUUUUUUCCGGCGACAUGUCAAGGGACAGAGGCAGCGCCGCUGAAGCUCUCCUGCCGUGCGAAGAAGUCGCUCUCCGCGGCCACAUCAAGUCCGUCUCCAUCGGCAAAAAAACCCUCACCGACGACCACAUAGUAAGCUCACUCCGCUUGUUAUUCCCGGACACCUACUCCUGCCUCGAUCGCAACCUCCUAACCGAACGCGUCGCCAAAAUCACCCAGAUCCAGUCUAGGAGAGAAGACUCCAUUGCCGAAGAGCCUGCUCCGUCCUCAACGAAACGGCAAAAAAUAAAUGAGGUAACCGGCAGUUCAUCGGAAAAUGGCGAUUGCAAUAGUAAUCCGAAAUUGAUUGGGGAUUUAGGGCGGCGUGAUGAAUUAGGCGAUGGCAGGAGAGAGAUGGACAGGAGUGAGAGUGAGAAACGUAUUCGGCCAAUGUUUAGGGAUUUCUCAGGAAUUAGUAGUGUGAUUCAAGAAUUGGAGCGGGAAGUGGUUUGGCCACUGCAUCAGUUGAAGCUGCUACGCCACCUCGGAGUCGAGCCUACGUCCCGAAUUCUGCUGCACGGGCCGCGGAAGUGUGGGAAGACGACAUUGGCCCGAGCCGUUGCCAAUGAGGCCAGACUGCCAUUGUUCGAAGUCUCUGUUGCUCAAUUGUUGCAUGGAGAUUUAGGUGCAGUAGAAGAAAUGAUCGGAAGUUUGUUCUACGCAGCAUACAUGAGGGCACCAUCUGUUGUGUUCAUUGAUGAAAUCGAUGCAAUGACUUCAGCAAAGAUAAGUUCACUGAAGAAAGUAGAGUAUCGUAUAGUGUAUCAGUUGAUGGCUUUCAUGGACGGGCGAUACAGACCUACCGGACCUGUAAAUCAUGAUGUUAGUUCUGAAAGUUGUAAUAGUGCACCUGGCUAUGUGCUGGUGAUUGGAGCAACCAAUAAGCCUGGUGCUCUUGACACUUCCUUAAGGCGUCUGUUUGAUUGCGAAUUUGCUUUAGGUGUCCCAGAUGAAUAUGAACGGUGUGACAUUCUGACAGAUCUAACGAGUAAUCUUAAGGUUGAAGUUGGUUUUGAUCCCAGGAAAUUAGCAAGGUCCACUAUGGGUUAUGUAGCAGGAGAUUUGGUUGCUCUAGCAAAAAGGGCUGGUAUAGUUGCUGUAGAUUGGAUCAUUAACAAGAGAACAUUAGAGUAUUAUAAAAACUCGAGGCCCAAGGCUCAAUUUGAAGAAUGUUACAAACUGCCAUUUUACGAUGCAGAAUUGGAGAACCUCAGCAUAACCAUGGAACACUUUGUGGAAGCCGGUAAGAUGGUUCAGCCAUCUGCUAUUUUGAAAGAAUUUUUCACCCCACUAUAUGCAAAGUGGGAUGAUGUUGGGGGCCUUCAAGCAUUGAAAUUGGAGUUUGAACGCCGUGUAGUUAAACUGUUAAAGUAUGGUCAUGUUUAUGAGGAUCUAAAGACGUAUGCCCUUAGCUCCUUUUUCCUUUGCGGUCCUUCUGGCUGUGGAAAGACAUUGCUUGUCAAGGCUGUGGCUAAAGAAGCAGGAGCAAGUUUCAUGCAUAUCAGGGCCCGGGAUCUGAUGAAAUUCGGCGAUCAGUGCGAGAUGGUGGUGCACAACAUAUUCAGUUAUGCAAGCACUCACGUCCCAUGUGUACUUUUCUUCGAUGAGUUGGACGUAGUGGCCUCAUGUGACGAUGUGCCACAAUGGCCGGACUUUAGACAGCUAAUAUCAGAGCUGAGUGAUACAGAAAUAAUGAUGGAAAGUGUUCUUGUGUUUGGUGCAACAAACAGGCCUGAAAUCGUGAAUCAUUCUGAAUUCAUUGAAACACAGUUUGAUAGGAUCCUGUAUGUUCCUCUCCCUACUCCAGAAGAGCGAGGUGCAAUAUUGAAAGCUCUUGCUCGAUACAAGCCAAUAGAUGCCGAUGUGGACCUGAUGGCCCUAGGAAACAACGUGGCUUGCCAAAAUUUUAGUGGCCGUGAUCUAUUUGCUUUGAUGACAGAAGCUUCUAAGUUCGCCAUUGAUCGACCAGCAUUGUCUGUUGGGAGUUGCAUGACAAUCAAAGAUGCAGAUUUCAAGAGCGCGUUGGCGAAAGUCUCCCCUUCUCUCUCAGCCGCGGAAGUCAAGAACUGGGAGGUCCAGUCCAAGAAGAUUGAUGUUCAUAGCAGUUCUGUGAUGGACUGGUAGCAAAUCAAAGCAGUCUUUUAGGUAAUAUGUUAACUUAUUUUUGUGCUUGUUAAUAUGUAUGUGUGUGAAUGCUGUUAGUUUUCAUCGCAUCUUUAGGAGCAUUUUAGUUAAUGUUACAAAAAAUUUGCGUGAGACUGCCAAAAUAGCGAUAUGAACUGGAUUCAAUCUCGUAUCAGUUGGCGCGAUUGAGAUUUUGUUAGUGCUGGAAUUUGGUAAAAGUGGUAUA